AAUAAUAAUGGUAAGCUAUUAUUAUCAUUAUUCAUAAUAAUAAUAAUAAUAAUAAUAAUAAUAAUAAUAAUAAUAAUAAUGGAAAGACACGAAUGGCAAAAGAAAUUUGAAGAAGUCAAUUGCUUAGACGUUUCCCUUAAAGAAUUUAAAGAAAACAGGUGUUAUAGUUUACAUAUUAAAAAUAUUUUAAACCAGACUAAAUCUGUGAAAUUUAAAUGUAAAAAUAGCAUAAUAAUCUAUUAACUCCCAAAGGCAAUUAGAGGAAAAACUACUUUUUGGUUAAACGUUACUGCAGAUAAACACCACCAAAAAUCUGGGAUGCUACGCCCAUUGUAAGUUUUAUUAAUUGUCAGGAUGGCCUAAUUAUUUUUGCCACGUUCUUUUUAAUUAAUCCGAAAUGACAUGCUUGCUAUUGGGUAACUCUUUUAACCAUUGUUAACAAUAACCUGCGCUUUAACUAUACAAUACAGCGUCAUUCUGAUCUGGGUCUGUGGGCUGUACCCUUGUUUUAAUGACGGAUUGUAAACACAUAGGUCCACAAACCUAAGUGUCAGUUUCUUCUGAUCCUGCACGCAAUCGUGUCUUGACGUGUGUGUGUCACAAAAAGAGGAGAUCAUUGUGCCAUUCACCUUACUGCUGAAUAAUUUAAAGGAAGUGAAUAAUUACAGUCCAAGAUGGUAAUUACUGUCGGCGAAGAAGAAAGUCUCUUGUUUGUGAAAGUCAAUAGCGUGACACUGGGUCGGAUUACUCCCACUGCCAUCAUCAAUAUUGCAGAAAGCAAUAGAGAAAGAGGCGCAGCAACAAAAAAAAAGCGCGUCAACUGAAACUUAUUUACUUUUUUCCAAAGGUGUUUUUAUACUCAGCUUUUUAACACAAUGCGGUCAUUCUUCCCUCUGCUUGCGUUUCAUACUAACACACGCAAUUAUUUUAUUCUCGAUAUAAAUAAUAUGCCAAAUCUCACGUGUUAAAACGAACACAAGCCUCAUAACGUCUACGUUUAUAGCUGAAAGUUUGCUUAUGUCCUGGGAAAAGGACCAUAUGUGUGUAAAGGAGAGAGCCCCCACACCACACCGCUCCAAAUCGCUUCUGGAGACACUCACCGUUUACCAAGUCCCGCGGCGCACAUCAUUUCAAUAACAAUGUUUUAUUCUUAAACGAAUGCAGAUGGAAAGGCUCAAGGCGAUAGUGUCAUUCUUUUUAUUUUUUUUAAACCUAACUCAUUUAUCAUUUGUUCGCAUUUAAUUGAAACAGUAGAUAUUCUAUUGAUUAACGACGCAUGGCAAAGACAAAUUACGAUUAUGAAAACGUUUUUUUUAAAAAGCUGUCGUUUAUUUAUUUAUUUAUUUAUUUAUUUGCAAUUUGGGAGCUACUUUAAAAUGUAAACAGGUCUGCAUGUUUUCCCCCGGCUGUGAGCUCUUUGUGAACUUUACAUGACAGUGAGCAAUGGUAUAACACCGGCCACUGAUAUCCCUGAGCUGGGCUUUGUAGUCAGGCACUGCUCAUUGAUCGCGCUAUAAAUACUUGUAAAUAAUGAAUAGUCCUGUAAUACCUAUACCACUUCACUACUAAGCUAAAUCAAAUAUAUUACAGUCAUGCAUUUGCUAUACAUGUUAUAUUCCCAAGUUUCGCGUCCCGUGCGAUCUACCCGAGUAACCCGACAUUUAAUAAAAUUGACGAUAUAAAGGUUGAGAUCGAACUAUAAUCUAGCUGAUGCUGAAAUAAGAUAGCUCUUAUCAUGUAUACAAAUAGGACAUUAUACAGGUCUGCUGGCAGCAAUCGGUUAUCUGUUGAUCAACAUUUUUUGGCAGAAAUGCGUUUCUAAUUUAAAGCUAAACUUUAGGCUUUUAAAAGCAUCAUAAAGUUAACUGGUAGAGAGCGCGCGCGAGAGAGAAUGUGUGUGUGUGUGUGUGUGUGUGUGAGAGAGAGAGAGAGAGAGAGAGCGCUCGGUGUGAUGCUUACUCCACCACAUGACGAUGACUUGAGAUGCUUUUGGAAAUCUCAGUCCAUAUUAUUCGGAUGAGUCUCAGCUAAACUCUGCUGGUUUAUCCAAUCAAACAAGUAAGCAUGGUAACAUGUAGAUUCUGUCAAAUAGCCCGGCGCUCACAUCCACACGCGCACAAACACAUGCACGUCCCUUUCGCGUGGUAGGCUAAAAGAUCACGUGGUGAACCUUAGAAACCGUCUCGGGCCUCUGUGACAGCAGCGUCCGUCGUUUCCAUUGGUCCCGGAGGCGGAUGCUUAAUGUAAAUACGCCGGCGCUAAGUGGGAGUGCCUCGCCAUUAGUUUAGCUGUCAGUCGAUCUCCGGCGCGCGCGAUCUACACUGCUUUUAUGUGAUAAAGGCGCGCGCUGGCACGGGGACACUGUGCGCGGACUGCAGCAUGCAGAGCCACGCGCUUUAAACACGCACAGUGCGACUCCACAGAGCAGAUUACAUGCAGCUGGAGUCCCAGACUCUAACCAAAUCAAGAAGGAAACCACCGAAGACAGAAAAAUAAUAAAUUAAUAAACAUACGUUUCUUAGAGGAGGUGGCUGGCGAGAUCUCUACAGAUAAGACUCAGAGCUUCUCUUCUCUUCAAAUAAGAUUUCCAGGAAUGGAAUCUAUAUCGAGUCAGAUAUCAGCCGGAAGAGAUUCCACCUGUUCACCAAACUCGAAGCAGGAGUUGCAGUCCUACACCGGCCCCACACUCAAACCCAACCAAGUCAGCGAGACUUCUCUGUACGGAAUACCCAUUGUGUCUUUGGUCAUAGAUGGCCAAGAACGACUGUGUCUUGCCCAGAUUUCCAACACCCUCUUGAAGAACUAUAGCUAUAACGAAAUCCACAACCGACGUGUGGCUUUGGGCAUCACCUGUGUGCAGUGCACGCCAGUACAGCUGGAGAUCCUAAGGCGCGCAGGCGCCAUGCCCAUCUCCUCACGGCGCUGCGGGAUGAUCACCAAGCGCGAAGCAGAGCGCCUCUGCAAGUCCUUCCUCGGCGAACACAACCCGCCCAAACUGCCCGAAAAUUUCGCUUUCGACGUGUCACACGAGUGCGCGUGGGGCUGCCGCGGCAGCUUUAUACCGGCCCGGUACAACAGCUCUAGAGCGAAAUGCAUAAAGUGCUCGUUCUGUAACAUGUAUUUCUCACCAAACAAAUUUAUAUUUCAUUCUCAUCGCACGCCCGAGUCCAAAUACAUGCAGCCCGACGCGGCAAACUUCAACUCGUGGAGACGGCACCUGAAGCUGACGGACAAAAGCUCUUCGGAAGAUGUGAUCCACGCUUGGGAGGACGUGAAGGCCAUGUUUAACGGAGGUAGCCGUAAGAGGACACUACCUGGACAUGGGUCUGAAAGUUCGUCCCCACUGAAAUCACAAGGCCCAGUGAAUCAAGUCCAGGGUAGUUCAUCUGAGGUGCCCCUUAAAACCCUUCGUUGUGAAGAUGACAGAGCCACCGUGCCUAUACCGAGUGGCAUCCGCAGUUACCCGGUAAUCCCGGUACCUAGCAAAAGUUUUGGGAUGCUGCAGAAAAUUCCGCCACCCCUCUUUCCCCAUCCAUACGGUUUCCAGGCAUUUGGACUGUGUCAAAAGAAAGACGAUGGCGUGGUAGGGGAUCAGAACAAAACUAAUUUGCCUGGUGUAUUUUGGCCAGGCGCGAAGGACAGUGCUUACCCUUCAUUUCCCAUGUUUUGGCCCACGGCAGGUGGCCUGCCUAUGGCUCCUUAUCACCACGCACCACCGAAACCGCCUCCCGAGGUCCUUUGCGCACGGCAGCACGAGUUCGAUGCCUCAGAGCCGAGUGAGAGGAGCGCCAGCACGCCCAAAGACUUGAUUGAGAACGAGCGCUGCUCCAGCACGCAGUCCAGCCGCAACGACGAGGACAAAUCCGGUGAUGAGACCAGACCUACGGAAAGCAUGCCAAGAAAACCCAGCUAUGUAUCGGCCUUCAGGCCUGUGGUUAAGGACACAGAAAGUAUAGCAAAGCUGUACGGCAACAGAGGCCCGUAUUCGGGAACCAGGCCCGGAUACCUGUCACCUGAUUUCCUGAGCGAAAGUUCGAGUUACAGGUCAGCCUCUCCGGACGUGGACGACAGCGCAGAGGACCCGGAUGUGGACGUGGAGUCUCACAAAGUACAGGAAGAUGAAGAACGCCUUCAACUUUCAGUGGACAACCACCACAGUCCUCCAGCCACUCUGUCUGUUCACGUGCACGGCGAUGGAGGGAAAGGCCAAGGGGAGGAAAACAGCCGAAGUGUCGCAAUGAGUGACCCACACACAACACACACGAGUGAGGCAGAGAAGCAGAACAAACCGCUGCUGGAGAGCAACAAACCUGCAACGCGCUUUGAAGUGUAUACACAUGAAAGGAUGGCGCCUCUGUAUCAGAUGAGUGCGCCAUGUUUCGGCUCCACAGCCACUUAUCAGCGCGACUCCAGUGUUAAAGAUGCGCAUGAGGAAGAGCCGUCAUCCACAGUAGAGGAAAUAACUGCACCGAAAACACUGCACGAGCACACCGGCGCUCCCGAAGGAGGCCCGAGAGAACCCGAAGAUAUGGAAGCUAUGCGCAGUGAAGCAGGCAGAGUGUCACGGAUUGAAAUAAACAUCGAAAACAUGGCGAAAGAAAUACAGCCAAAAAGUUCAAGCACUAAAGACAGGAAAAGCUUGAUGCGUUCAUGGAGCUUAAUGGGCCAGGAGUCAUAUUGUACUAAAAUAAGAGCUACAAAAACAACUAGUGGAACAAGUAGAGCUGAGAAAGAAGCUGGAACGGGAAUUCCAAAGUCUGAAAGACAACUUUCAAGACCAAAUGAAAAGAGAGCUGUCAUACCGAGAAGAGAUGGUCCAGCAACUGCAGAUUGUUCGAGAAGCUCACGACGCACUCCAUCAUUUCUCGUGUAAGAUGCUGACCCCUCGUCAUUGCUCUGGGACCUGUACAUUCAAGCCUCCUCUACUACCACCGUGAUGCCUUCAGCUUGUCCUUCACAAAUAAGACUGCUCAAGACAUGGACAGUGAUAUACCAAUAAAAACAAGAUUCACAACCAACAGAAUUCCUCAGUUAUUGGCCUGCAAUGAGCAAGUGUGUAUGGUAGUAUCCUAGUUCUCAAACUGUAAUUAUUACUAAAUAAAAAAGGCUUAUUGUAUGAACUGUAUCAUUUAUAUAAAAUCUAGCUCAAUGAAAAACUGACAUGUUUCACUGAAAAAAAAAAUAUCAUCUGUUAAGAAAAAAAAAUUGUAAUAGGUGGCUUUGUGCAAUGCAUAUAUUAUGUAAUAUAUUUUAUUUAUUGUGAUACUCUUUCUGUUGGUGAACUGUUAGGGCACUUUCUUACGUUAGAUCCUACACUAAUUUAUUAACGUAUUUUUAACAGUUUUAUUUAACCCAUGUUGUUCAUCAAUGUUGUUUGUUCUCAUGUGUAAACAAUGUAAAAUUGAUGUAAAGCACUUUAAAUAGACAGCGCUGAUGGCAAACCUGA
Hemibagrus wyckioides is the source of this 5446-nucleotide messenger RNA. RefSeq names its product SKI family transcriptional corepressor 1b (gene skor1b). Gene Ontology annotation, cellular component: transcription regulator complex; nucleus. The transcript has 9 exons. Lineage: Eukaryota; Metazoa; Chordata; Actinopteri; Siluriformes; Bagridae. Bases 2594 to 4873 code for a protein of 759 amino acids. Gene Ontology annotation, biological process: negative regulation of BMP signaling pathway; negative regulation of transcription by RNA polymerase II. Gene Ontology annotation, molecular function: SMAD binding; RNA polymerase II cis-regulatory region sequence-specific DNA binding; DNA-binding transcription factor activity, RNA polymerase II-specific. The record is from RefSeq and is a predicted model, not a curated record.